Messenger RNA from Aspergillus uvarum CBS 121591, 3045 nucleotides. Its product is annotated as 3-hydroxy-3-methylglutaryl-coenzyme a reductase. Gene Ontology annotation, biological process: ergosterol biosynthetic process; coenzyme A metabolic process; isoprenoid biosynthetic process. Lineage: Eukaryota; Fungi; Ascomycota; Eurotiomycetes; Eurotiales; Aspergillaceae. Gene Ontology annotation, cellular component: endoplasmic reticulum membrane; peroxisomal membrane. The coding region runs from base 1 to 3045 and encodes 1014 amino acids. The transcript has 3 exons. The record is from RefSeq and is a predicted model, not a curated record. Gene Ontology annotation, molecular function: protein binding; hydroxymethylglutaryl-CoA reductase (NADPH) activity.
AUGGCAUCGGUGACUACAAAGCCCAAUACUGGCUGGGUCCAGCACCGAGUAACCCAGGCAUUGCGCGCAGUGGUAGGCCACGCGUGUCGGCGUCCCCUUCACACCCUGCUCGUCACGGCCCUUGUCGCCGCAACAACUUAUCUUCAGGUGCUGGAGGGAGCUUUUCAGGCAGUGAACACGUCGCAGACAGCUCCCUUCGACGUUCGAUCGUUUCUGUGGGGUAGCCGCAAUCUCCAUCUCGGGGAGAAGAGCUCGUGGAGAUGGCAGAACGACGUGUCUGCAGCACACGGUCAUGGCCAGGUUGACCAACACUUGGCGCUGGUAACUCUCAACUUCCCCGGUUCUUCCGACAAUAGCAACCCUCCCUUCAUCUUGCCCCUGUCCAUCGACGCGGAUCCGAUCACUCCGACUUCGAAUCUCCUCACCUCCUUCUUCGAUGACUUUUCCCUGGCGUAUCAGGUCCCCUACAAGCAACUGACCAAUUUUCUGCAAGGUGUUGAAGAAGUAGUCGCAUCGAGUGAUGAAAACACAACGUGGGCAAUCCAGCGCCCCCGCGGAGAAGGCUCGCCCCUUUCGCUUGGCCGCUGGCUCGGCAACUCAUGGCUAUCGUUUCUGCACCGAGCCCAGCAUGCCGAGACAGUGGACAUGGUCAUCAUCGGGCUCGGAUACCUGGCUCUCAACAUGACCGUGAUCUCGCUAUUCCGCGCAAUGCGUCAUCUGGGGUCGCGUGUCUGGCUGGCGAGCGCCGUCAUACUCUCCGGGGCAUUUGCCUUUGUGCUGGGGCUCGGGGUCACGACGGCCUGCGGUGUACCGGUGGACAUGCUGCUGCUCUCGGAAGGCAUUCCCUUUCUGGUGCUGACGGUGGGAUUCGAGAAGCCCAUCUGCUUCACCCGUGCGGUGCUCUGUGCGUCUAAGGAACCUUCUCGUGGACCGCAGCAGGACAGUCACCCCAAAUCAAUCCCCACCACCAUGCAGACCGCCAUCAAUGCACAAGGCUGGCCGAUCGUCCGCUCAUAUCUUCUGGAGAUUGGUGCCCUCGCACUGGGAGCAGCCCUGCGGCCACACAAUCGGUUCGGUCAGUUCUGCUUCCAGGCCGCGUGGACCCUGCUCUUCGACGCCGUCCUGCUCUUCACUUUCUACGCGACCGUCCUCUGCAUGAAGCUGGAAAUCACGCGCGUCCGGUGUCCAGAUACACUUCAUCAGGCGGACGAGCAGCGAGGCCCCUGCAUGUUCGGGUACAAGGUCAAUCCGGCCAACGUGGCGCGCUGGAAAACGAUGAUGGUGGGCGGCUUCGUGCUGGUCAACGUGCUGCAACUCUCGUCGUUUGCGUUUCGCAUCCUAGGUGGCUUCUUGACGAACCCCUCGCUUAUGCCGACAGCUGUCAGCCCGUUUAAGGUGGCCGCCAACGGACUCAAUGAUAUCUUCCUGGCUGCUCGUGCGGCGGGGACGGAGACGCGCGUGACGGUGCUCCCUCCCAUUCGAUAUACCCUCCAUGCAGCAACAAAACCGGUUGACGGGGUUUUCGCAGGACUAGAGAGUCCGGUGGCUCGACUGUGUCUGAUCGGCGCAUUGGUCGUCAGUCUCAUUCUCAACAGCCACCUGAUGCAUGCCGCCCGCUGGCAUGCUGCCGACGCAGCGAAUGCGUCCGCUACACCUUUUAUCACCCAUUCCUCAGCCCCCAGCUCCGGUCCUCAACCCCGGAACCCGGAAGAGACGGAAGCUCUACUCAAAUCCGACCAAGCAGAAUCACUAACCGACGGGGAACUAGUCGACCUCUGCCUCCGCGGCAAGAUUGCGGGAUACAGCCUCGAAAAGACUCUGGAAAACAUAGCCCCAAGCUCAUCCAGACUGGAAGCCUUCACCCGCGCCGUGCGCAUCCGCCGCGCCGCCAUUUCACAAACCCCAUCAACCCAACCCCUCAGCCACGGCGUCCAGGACUCUCUCCUCCCCUACCGCGACUACAACUACGAGCUCGUGCACGGCGCCUGCUGCGAGAACGUGAUCGGCUACCUACCGCUCCCGCUGGGCCUCGCAGGACCCAUGCUCAUCGACGGCCAGGCAUACUUCAUCCCGAUGGCCACCACCGAAGGCGUACUCGUCGCCAGCGCCAGCCGCGGCUGCAAGGCGAUCAAUGCGGGCGGCGGCGCCGUCACGAUGCUAAAAGGCGACGGCAUGACGCGAGGACCCUGCCUGGGAUUCCCCUCGGCCUCGCGCGCCGCCGAAGCGCAGCGCUGGGUCGAGUCUCCCGCGGGCUACGCAGUCCUUACCGCUGCAUUCAACGCCACCAGCCGCUUCGCGCGUCUGCAAGCCCUAACCGUCGCGCAGGCCGGGACGUAUCUGUACAUCCGGUUCCGCACCACCACCGGCGACGCCAUGGGCAUGAACAUGAUCUCCAAGGGGGUCGAGGCGGCGCUGCACGCCAUGACCGCCCACGGCUUCCCGGAUAUGCAGACCAUCACCCUGUCCGGGAACUUCUGCGCCGACAAGAAGUCCGCGGCCGUGAACUGGAUCGGUGGGCGCGGGAAAUCGGUCAUCGCGGAGGCUACUAUCCCUGCGGACGCUGUUCGGAAGGUGCUGAAGACCGAGGUCAAUGCGCUGGUCGAGCUCAACACGGCCAAGAACCUCGUGGGUAGUGCGAUGGCGGGCAGUAUCGGGGGGUUCAACGCUCAUGCGUCUAACCUCGUGCAGGCGGUGUUUCUGGCCACCGGUCAGGAUCCCGCCCAGAAUGUGGAGAGUAGUAGCUGUAUUACUACGAUGAAGAAUAUAAACGGCAACCUACACAUCGCCGUCUCCAUGCCCUCAAUAGAAGUCGGCACAAUCGGCGGGGGCACAAUCCUCGAGGCGCAGGGAGCCAUGUUGGAUUUGCUGGGGGUGCGUGGCGCCCAUCCCACCGACCCCGGCGCGAAUGCCCGCCGUUUGGCCCGGAUUGUGGCUGCCGCGGUCCUGGCCGGCGAGUUGAGUACGUGCUCGGCGCUGGCGGCGGGUCACUUGGUCAACGCGCAUAUGCAGCAUAAUCGGAGUGCUGCGGCGUCGGGAAAGAAAUAG